Amaranthus tricolor (Joseph's coat) is the source of this 6209-nucleotide messenger RNA. RefSeq names its product dicer-like protein 4. The transcript is spliced from 25 exons. The record is from RefSeq and is a predicted model, not a curated record. Gene Ontology annotation, cellular component: cytoplasm; nucleus. Gene Ontology annotation, biological process: siRNA processing. Gene Ontology annotation, molecular function: protein binding; ATP binding; ribonuclease III activity. Bases 395 to 5320 code for a protein of 1641 amino acids. NCBI's taxonomy places the organism in Eukaryota, Viridiplantae, Streptophyta, Magnoliopsida, Caryophyllales, Amaranthaceae.
GUUUAGGUCAGCCAUUAAGGUACCAGAGUUAAAAUUCUGGGUUGUUGGGGAAUUAUUUUAGGAAAGUUCCCAAAAACAAUUUACUUUUGAAAAACGAAAGACUUAAAAAAGACUGGUACAGGGAAAGUAGGACUAGGAGCAUCUAGUAACAAUUAUUGAUCCCGGCGUCGUACCAAACACUCUACUUGAAUGACGAACCUCCUUCUCAACACUUACCUCACACACUCUGUCAGAUUCUGAAAAUCAGUAUUUAGUUUCCAAAUUCCAACCCAGCAGAAUUUCUGCCCAAUUUCAUUCAUUCCCUCUCUAGUUCUCUUUCUCGUUUCCAUUGUUGUCGAAAUCUAUUACGAAAUUAUGGUUGCAGUUCUCGUUUAGGCUUUGGUAAGUAGUAGCAAUGGGCGAUGGUUCUCAUUCACCCUCUCCUUUUCCUUCUUCUAGUACUAUAAUUGUUGAUGAUGCGAAUGUUCUUGAUCCUGUUCCUCACCAAUCGAAUGUUAUUAGCUCACUCCAACAUCCAUCUUUCAAGGCUAGACCGUACCAAUUAGAAUUAGCAAAAAAAGCAUUGGAAGAAAAUGUGAUAGUAGUGUUAGAGACAGGAUCAGGAAAAACACUCAUAGCGAUAUUGUUAAUGAUUGAUAUGACUCCUUUAAUUAAGAAGCCUUUAAGCAAUCAGCUUUAUGUUUUCUUGGCUCCUUCUGUCUUCUUAGUUCAUCAGCAAGCCAGGGUCAUUCAGCAUUUUACUGAUUUCAAGGUUGGAGUUUAUUGUGGUGAUGAUGCUCAGCGUUUGAAAACCCAUCUUGCCUGGGAAAAGGAGCUUCAACAACAUGAGGUUCUUGUUAUGACUCCACAAGUUUUGUUGCGUUGUUUAUGUCAUUGCUUCAUUAGGAUGGACAGAAUUGCUCUCAUGAUCUUUGAUGAGUGUCAUUAUGCACAACUUGAGAGUAAUCAUCCUUAUGCUGAGAUCAUGAAGGUUUUCUAUGAUAGAAAAGUUGAUAAAGCUCCCCGUAUUUUUGGCAUGACAGCAUCUCCCAUAUGUGGGAAAGGUGCGUCCAUCAAUAAUCUUCAAGCUUUGCUUCAUGCUAAGGUUUAUACUGUUCAUGACAAAAGAGAACUGGAAACAUUUGUUGUAUCUCCUGUGGUCCAAGUGUAUUAUUAUAGCUCAAAUGACAAAUUAUUGGAAUCUCACAAUAAGUGUUUGGAUAAACUUGAAGAGAUUAAACGUCAGUGUACAUCUAUGCUAUGCAGGAGCAGUGAUGAUCUCUCUAGAGUACAGAACACCAAGAAACUUCUCCAAAAGCUGCAUAAUAAUAUACUUUUUUGUUUAACUAGCCUUGGUCUAUGGGGUGCAUUACAAGCGUGUCGUGUUCAUUUGAAUGGUGGUGACUGUGAAAGAAUUCAGCUUGUAGAUCUAAAAAGAAACUUUGGCGAUGACAUCUUACAAAAUGAAUAUCUAGCUCGGAUUGCAUCUCUACUAGAAACAGAAUGUAUGGGAGUAGAUGUUGCUGAGGGAACCGCUGAUAUGUUAUGUAACAAGCUUCUUAAAGAGCCAUUUUUCUCACAGAAGGUUUUGCGUCUUAUUGGAAUCUUGUCAAACUUUAGGUCAAGGCCAGGUAUGAAAUGUAUAAUUUUUGUUAAUAGGAUUAUUAUUGCCAGAUCUUUGGCAUAUAUCCUUGGACAAAUUAAGAUUUUAUCUGCUUGGAAAUGUGAUUACCUGAUUGGCGUUCACUCAAACCGUAUGUCCAGAAAAAUCACGUAUGAUAUUUUAGAAGAUUUCCGGUGUGGGAAGCUAAAUCUUUUGGUUGCUACUAAAGUUGGUGAAGAAGGACUUGACAUUCAGACAUGCUGUCUUGUAAUACGAUUUGAUCUUCCUGAAACUUUGGCAAGCUUUAUACAAUCUAGAGGUCGUGCUCGAAUGCCUCAGUCAGAAUAUGCUUUUUUAGUUAACAGUCAAAACGAUAGAGAGCGCUAUCUAAUGGACAGUUUCAGAAAAGAUGAAGAUCGCAUGAACAUGGUUAUCAGAGAAAGAAAACCAAAUGGAGUGAUUGCUGAUAUUAAUGAAGAAGUCUAUUCAGUGGGUUCCACUGGUGCUACCAUUAGUAUUCAAACUAGCAUUUCAUUGGUCUAUCAUUAUUGUUCUAAACUUCCACAUGAUGAGUAUUUCAGCCCCAUGCCAGAUCUUUUUUAUGUUGAUGAUAAUGAAGGAGUUAUAUGCAACAUAAUUUUUCCUUCUAAUGCUCCUAUUCAUCACAUAGUGAGUACACCUCAAUCUAAUAUAGAAGCAGCGAAAAAGGAUGCUUGUCUAAGGGCAUGCAAGGAAUUGCAUCAGGUUGGUGCCUUAACUGACUAUCUCCUACCAGAACAAGAUGAUACAUUGGAAGAGGAUGACCUUGAUUUGCGUAAUUAUGAUGGAAUAGAAGACGAGGAUUCACCACUUGUGCUGCAGGAGAUGGUAGUUCCUGCUGUGCUGCAAAUACCUUGGUCUGAUGUGGAUAAAUGCGUCUAUCUGAAUGCCUACUUUAUAAGGUUUAAACCUAAACCACAUGAUAGGCAAUAUAAAGAAUUUGGCCUUUUUGUCAAAGAACCUCUGCCGCACGAGGCUGAGAGAAUGAAGAUUGAUCUUCAUCUUGCCCGUGGUAGAUCUGUAUUAGCCGAUUUGAUUCCUUCCGGAGUUACUAAAUUUAAUGAUGAAGAGAUGCUGCUGGCUAUGAAUUUUCAAGAAAUUUGCCUUAAAAUAAUUCUUGAUCGGUCAGAAUUUGUGUGUGAUCAUGUUCCCCUGAAGACUAAUAAAGUUCGUGCAUUUGAUUCAUCCAUAUACUAUCUGUUGCUUCCUAUUGUUCCACAAGAGCAUGAUAGCUCAAUAUAUGUGGAUUGGAUGGUCAUUAAAAGAUGCUUGUCAUCGCCAAUUUUUACAUCUGUUGGUCGUUUAGUUGAUACCCAAAUUGCUCUUGAUAGUCAUUUGCAGCUUGCUGAUGGACCUAUCAGUACGAAUGAUAUUCUUAAUAGUCUAAUAUAUGUUGCUCACAAGAACUCGUUCUUCUUUGUUUCUCGAAUUCUCCCAGACAAGAAUGGGUACAACCUCUACAAUAAUUCGGCAAGCCAUAUAGACUACUUGAGUGACAAAUUUGGGAUUCAUCUAGCAUACCCAAGACAACCUCUACUACAAGCAAAACAGCUCUUUUGCUUACACAAUUUGCUGCAUCUUCGGAACAGAGAAAAUAUAGAGUCUUUUGAACUAGAAGAGCAUUUCUUCGAAUUGGCACCUGAGCUAUGUGAACUAAAGAUAAUUGGCUUCUCCAAAGAAAUAGGGAGUUCAUUGUCUUUGUUGCCAUCUAUCAUGCAUCGUGUGGAAAACAUGCUUGUAGCAAUUGAAUUGAAGGAUAUGUUGUCCAAGUCAUUUGCUGAGGGGACAUUGAUAACUGCCGAACGUAUUCUUGAAGCUUUGACUACAGAAAAAUGCCAAGAAAGUUUUUCCCUUGAGAGACUUGAAGUUCUUGGUGAUGCCUUUCUCAAGUUUGCCGUGGGACGAUACCUUUUUCUUAAGCACAAAACUUUUGAUGAAGGGCAGCUGUCUAGGAGGCGUUCUAAUCUCGUAAACAACUCCAAUUUAUGCAAGCUGGGUAUUAAAAAGAAAUUACAGGGAUACAUACGUGAUCAAGAAUUUGAUCCUCGACAAUUCUUUGCUCUUGGUCGGCCUUGUUCAGUGAAAUGUACCAAGGAAAAGGAACAUUCUAUCCAUUAUGAUUGUGAAGGUAACAGGAAAAACGGGAAUGAUCCUCAUCAAGUGAGAUGUAGUAGGAAUCAUCAUUGGUUAACCAAGAAAACAAUUGCUGAUGUAGUUGAAGCAUUACUUGGAGCUUACAUAGUUGAUAGUGGCUUUAAAGCAACAAUGGCAUUCUUAAGAUGGUUUGGUUUGCCGGUGGAAUUCGAAGUUUCUCAAGUAUUUCAUGCCUGGACUGCAAGUUCAAAGUUUAUCUCACUUGCAGAUCAUGUUAGUAUCCCUGACAUUGAGGGUGUUUUGGGUCAUACUUUCGCUCACAAGGGUUUAAUUCUGGAAGCUUUUGUGCAUGCAUCAUACAAUCGACAUGGUGGAGGUUGCUACCAGAGAUUGGAAUUUCUCGGUGAUGCUGUGUUGGAUUACUUGAUCACUUCAUAUUUAUACUCGGUGUUCCCAACUUUGAAACCUGGCCAGUUGACUGAUUUGAGAUCAUCACUUGUUAACAACAGUUUGUUUGCUGAAGUAGCAGCUAGUUCAUUGCACAAAUUUAUAAUAUGUGACAAUAACAACCUACGUACUGCUAUUGAUAAGUUUGUGAAUUACAUCAAAAAGCCUGCUUCAGAAAGGCAUUUACUUGAGGAGCCUCUAUGCCCAAAGGUUCUAGGCGACAUGGUUGAGUCUUGUAUCGGUGCUAUUAUACUUGAUGCAGGAUUUGACUUGAAUCAUGUUUGGAAAGUGAUGCUCUCAUUUUUGUACCCUGUAAUGCGAUUUUCUAAUUUGCAGAUAAAUCCUAUUCGAGAACUGUUGGAGCUAUGCCAACAUCAUCACUGGAGCAUUAAAUUUAGUCCUUCAAAAAUUAGCAAUAGUUACAUGAUCGAGGCGACAGUGACUGGUGAAAAUUUCUGUUGCUCUGCCUCUGCAAUGUUCUGCAGUAUCAAGGGGGCAAAGAGAGUGGCUGCACAGCAAGUAACAGAAAAACUGAAGGCUCAAGGAUACCGAUUGAAGGCUAAAUCACUAGAUGAGAUCCUUCAAACAAUGCCAAAGAUGGAACCCAGGCUGAUUGGAUAUGAUGAGAUGCCUCUGUCUCAAGUUUCUUCCAGGGAAUUGGCCGAUGCUGGAAAUUUGAGUUUGGAAAAUCAUUUCAAUACUAGUGUGAAUCCAGAAAUCGAUUUUCAAAGGCUGACUCUGAAUGAUAGUGCUGUUACCAAUGGUUGUGCAAAUGCAGAGUUCAAUGUGUGUGAACUCGCAAAAUUUUUGUCCUGCUCACAGAGAAAAUCCAGAAAAGCGUCCUGUCAGAGCAUUGAGGACGAUUGUAAUAUUGACUUAAAUGUGCAUGGUAAUCAUCAAGGAAAAGCCAAGGCAAAAUCACGCUUGAAUGAAAUUUGUGUUACCAACUGUUGGAGAGCCCCUGUGUAUGAGCGCUGUAAAGAGGAAGGACCAAGCCAUUUAAAACUUUUCACUUUCAAGGUGGUGGUGAUAAUUGAAAAUGCUGAAGAUAUAAUAUUGGAAUGCUUUGGUGGGCCCCAACUAAAGAAGAAGGUAGCUACCGAAGAAGCAGCGGAAGGUGCUCUCUGGUUCUUGGAGAAAGCAGGCUACAUUACGUAAUCUCUGUAUUUCUAUAUAAUUUGUAUAGACUAGAGAAUUAUGGGUAUUUCUAUAUAAUUUGUAUAGACUAGAGAAUUAUGGGUAUUUCUAUAUAAUUUGUAUAGACUAGAGAAUUAUGGGUACCCCCAGCUACCAGGUUUUCGUACAAAUAAUAAGUGAAUAAUUAAACUUCCGAACUUAAUUUGGGUGUAAUACUAGGAAGGGGUGGAAAGUAGUUGUGUAUGUGAUAUGCAAGAGAUCAAGAAUUCAGUAACAAGUAUGCAGAAUCAAAGAAAGAGAGAAAGAAGAAAGCAAGAAGAGAAAGUAAGAGGAAAAGGUUAUCGUGAGAUUUGUAGAGCACUUUGACUGGCCCAAUACUCCUUUACAAUGUAUUCAGUGAUUACAAUAAGCAUGAUCCCACUACCUUUAACCCUAUUAUUUAUAUAGUGCAAAAGAGGGGUCAAUGACGAACUUGCCACCUCAUAACAUGAUGCGUGCACAAUGCCAAGAUCACCAAGAACCUGGCUAAUUCUUCAAGAACAGGUUCAAGAACGUUCUUGAAGUGUGAAUCAGACAACCCUUCUGUACAAAUGAGACAGGUGGACAGAACAACUUCAAUGAAGUGGUUCUGUACCUUGGAUAGAAACAAAUUGGUCUUCACUCAACCAAUUGGCCUCUUUCUCACACUUAGAUUAAGAUUCACUCUCUUAAUCUUUGUGGAAAAAACUGAAUGCCCUCUUUGUUUCACUCACAAAGAACGCUCUCAGGCUAGAAAAUACUCCUGUACUUUCCCUUGAACAAUUGACAAGCAAUUACUCUAAUAACAAUUGUUAUUCUGAUUGAAAUCUGAAUCUCUUACAAAAAUGAAUGAAGGCUCUUUAUAUAGGCCUUUAAAGAAAUACAACGGCAA